AUGUCCAGAACCAACAAAUGGACAGUCCAUGAAUCUAAAUCCGAGCCCAAGUGGUUCACCCAUAACGGACACUCAAACACCGAUCCAACCAAGACCAAGAAGGAAGGUGCUGGUAACCACAACUGGGGAAGACCCGGUGAUGAAAUUGAUGUUGAUGAUUUGUUGUAUAACAAGUCACAAAGAAGAAACUCAAACCAUCAAGAACAUGAAGAUAUGAUGGACCGUGUUGAAACGGAAGUUGAUGCCAAGUUGCUCAACUAA
This is a messenger RNA of Lizanozyma spartinae, 261 nucleotides long. It is a transcript of the gene STF2, whose product is annotated as Stf2p. The transcript has a single exon. NCBI's taxonomy places the organism in Eukaryota, Fungi, Ascomycota, Pichiomycetes, Serinales, Debaryomycetaceae. Bases 1 to 261 code for a protein of 86 amino acids. The record is from RefSeq and is a predicted model, not a curated record.